AUAUUCGCAUUCGUCAUUCCACCGUUUCGCACGACGCUUGUUCGCUACCGCUUUAUGUGCGCAAUUUCGACAUAUGUUGUAAAAUAGUGUUUAACAGGACUAAUAAAAAACGCAAUAGCCAACGUGAUAUAUAAAUAUAAUUAAAUAAAAAUAACUCAUCAACAAAAUGGAAGUCACCGACGCCAAUUUGCAAUUGCUUGCCGGUUAUUUGCAACAGACGCUUAGCGCGGAUCCAAAUGUCCGCAGACCUGCCGAAAAGUUGCUGGAGUCAACGGAGUUGCAACAGAAUUAUCCGGUGCUGCUGCUUAACCUGAUCGACAAGGCCACCAUGGACAUGACCAUACGAGUGGCGGGCGCCAUUGCAUUUAAGAACUAUAUAAAACGCAACUGGGCCGCGCACGAGGACAGCGACGAGCCCGAUCGCAUACACGCGACCGAUCGCAAUACGAUCAAAACUCUGAUUGUCACAUUGAUGUUGCAUUCGCCGACAGCGCUGCAGAAGCAGCUGAGCGAUGCGGUGAGCAUCAUAGGUAAACAUGACUUUCCUAAGAAAUGGCCGCAGCUGAUCGACGAAAUGGUGGAGAAAUUCGCCUCUGGCGAUUUCAAUGUAAUCAACGGCAUAUUGCAAACGGCACAUUCGCUAUUCAAGCGCUAUCGCUACGAAUUUAAAUCGCAAACAUUGUGGGAGGAGAUCAAAUUUGUGCUAGACCGAAUGGCCAAGCCAUUGACGGAGUUGCUGCAGGCUACAAUGCAGCUUAGCACUGUGCACGAAGGCAAUGCUGAGGCCUUAAAGGUCAUCUACAGCUCUCUAGUGCUGGUCAACAAGGUGUUCUUCUCGCUCAACUCACAGGAUCUGCCCGAGUUCUUCGAGGACAACAUGAACACCUGGAUGGGCGCAUUCCUCCAACAACUGGCAGUCGAUGUCGCCAUUUUGCGCACCGAUGAUGACGAGGAUGCCGGCGUAUUGGAGCAUUUGCGCUCCCAGGUCUGUGAGAACAUCUGCCUGUAUGCGCGGAAAUACGAUGAAGAGUUCAAGCCAUACAUGGAGCAGUUUGUGACUGCCGUCUGGGAAUUGCUAGUGAAGACCAGCCUGCACACAAAAUAUGAUGCCCUCGUCUCAAAUGCCCUGCAAUUUCUUUCGGUGGUCGCUGAGCGCAAGCAUUAUCAUGGCAUCUUUGAGAAUCCAGAGAUAUUGGCGCGCAUCUGUGAGAAAGUUGUUAUACCCAAUUUGGACAUACGUCCUUCCGACGAAGAGCUGUUCGAGGACAGUCCAGAUGAGUAUAUACGUCGUGAUAUUGAGGGCUCUGAUAUUGAUACUCGAAGGCGCGCCGCCUGUGAUUUGGUCAAGACGCUUUCCAUCAAUUUUGAACAAAAGAUCUUUGGCAUAUUUGGGCAAUACCUACAAAUCUUGCUGGGCAAGUACAAAGAAGAUCCAGUUGCGAAUUGGCGUGCGAAAGAUACGGCCAUCUAUUUGGUCACCUCCUGGGCAUCACGUGGUGGCACCCAAAAGCAUGGCAUUACGCAAAGCUCCGAACUGGUGCCAUUGCCACAAUUCUGCGCUGAGCACAUUGUGCCCGAGCUGGAGCGACCCAAUGUAAAUGAACUGCCUGUGCUUAAAGCAGCUGCCAUUAAAUAUGUGAUGGUCUUCCGCAGUUUGUUGGGACCACAAACUUUGGCUGGCUGUUUGCCACACCUCAUUCGCCAUCUGCCCGCCGAGAGUAUAGUGGUGCACAGCUAUGCAGCUUGCUCGCUGGAGAAGAUAUUAACCAUGCGUGAUGCGAGCAACACACUAUUGUUUGGCCCUCAGGUAAUUGGUCCACACUCGAAUCAGCUUGUCAGCGGAUUGUUUGCGACGCUUUCGCUGACUGGAUCAGCGGAGAACGAGUAUGUGAUGAAAGCCAUCAUGCGCAGCUUCCAUGUGCUACAGGCAGGCGCUAUGCCAUAUAUGGCCGUUGCUUUGCCACGCCUCACCGAAAUUCUGACAUUUGUCGCCAAGAAUCCCUCUCGCCCGCUGUUCAAUCACUAUCUCUUUGAGACAUUGGCCCUAUCGAUUAAAAUUGUUUGCCAGGCGGAUGCGUCUGCGGUUAGCUCGUUUGAGGAAGCGCUAUUUCCCGUUUUCCAGGGCAUCUUGCAACAGGACAUCACCGAGUUUAUGCCCUAUGUUUUUCAAAUGUUAUCUGUUUUGAUGGAAGUUCGCGAGGGAAGUGGACCCAUACCAGAACCAUAUUGGGCACUCUUCCCUUGCCUAUUGGCACCGCCUCUAUGGGAUCGCCGUGGCAAUGUGACGCCAUUGAUUCGCCUGCUCUCGAUCUUCAUUAAACAAGGCUCUACACAUAUCCAGGCGCUCGGCAAAUUGAAUGGCAUUUUGGGCAUAUUCCAAAAAAUGAUCGCAUCCAAGGCAAAUGAUCAUGAAGGCUUUUAUCUACUUCAGAAUUUGUUGUUCUAUUAUAAUGCCGCUGAGUUGCAGACGAGCAUGCGUCAAAUAUUUGGCUUGCUCUUUCAACGACUGUCACUCUCAAAGACCGCCAAGUAUCUGAAUGGCAUCAUUGUGUUCUUCAGCUUCUAUGUGGUCAAAAUCGGUGGCAGCUCGUUGGUGCAGCUCAUCGAAGAGAUACAGCCAGGCAUGUUUGGCAUGCUGCUGGAGCGCGUUUUCAUCACGGACAUGGCAAAGGUCAGCAAAGAGCUAGAUCGCAAAAUGGUCGCUGUGGGCGUCAGCAAACUGCUCACCGAAUGCUCCGAACUGUACUCUGGACAAUAUAAAGCCUACUGGCCACGCCUACUGCACUCUCUAAUCGAUUUGUUCGAGCGCCCGCCCGAGAAGCUGCCCUACUUGGACGGAAUUGAGGGUGGCGCAGACGCCGAUGUUGUGGUAGAUGCUGAGCCUGGCUACCAGGCAGCCUUCUCCCAGCUGACAUUUGCGCAGCCCAAGCAGCUGGAUCACCUGGCCGAAGUGACUGAUGGUCGCCAAUACUUGGCUAGAGCGUUGUCAAACUUAUCGCAGAGUGUGUCCCCAGUAGAGGUGACCAAUUUAUUGACACCUCUGGAGUCGGACUAUAAGCAAAUGUUGAUGAAAUAUUGCGACCGAGCGGGCGUACGCAUUGCCUAAAUCUAUGUGCAACAACAAUACCCAACAGCUGCUCUCACACAUUUACCAACAAACACACACUCAAUGCAUGAAUUAUUAAUUGUCAUACAAUAUUUGUUUAUAAGUGUAAUAAUAUAAUCAAUAUAAAGUUAUGUUUGAAACAAGGUACAAUGUGGAAUUGGAUUGAUUAAGAACAGGAGAAGGAUACCAACUAUAU
Messenger RNA from Drosophila hydei, 3302 nucleotides. It is a transcript of the gene Cse1, whose product is annotated as exportin-2. Bases 167 to 3106 code for a protein of 979 amino acids. The transcript is spliced from 7 exons. Gene Ontology annotation, cellular component: cytosol; nuclear envelope. NCBI's taxonomy places the organism in Eukaryota, Metazoa, Arthropoda, Insecta, Diptera, Drosophilidae. Gene Ontology annotation, molecular function: nuclear export signal receptor activity; small GTPase binding. The record is from RefSeq and is a predicted model, not a curated record. Gene Ontology annotation, biological process: protein import into nucleus; protein export from nucleus.